UCGGCCAUCCCACUACAACCUCCCUUUUUAUACUCUCCUCCUGUCCAGACCUGUCAACCAAAAAAAAAGAAAUCCUACAGUCCCAUAGACUCCAAAGAAUCCAUGAAUCCAGAGCCUAGUCUUCCCCUCCUCCUCCACCUCCCUCUCCUCCUCCUCUUCCUCCUCUUCACCACCACCAGCUCCCAAAACACUUCCUCUACCGCUGAGACUACCACAGCAAAUGCCAACAUCUCUUCUUGCCUGCUCUCCUCCCAUGUUCAAAACUUCACCCUCUACUCCUCUCCACCUUCCAUCCAAUACUCCAAUCUCCUCAACUUCUCCAUCCAAAACCUCUGCUUCGCUGGCCCCUCCAUCCACAAGCCCUCCGUCCUCAUCCUCCCAAAGACCCAACAUGAACUCCAGAGCUCCAUCCUUUGCUGCCGUUCUUCCUCCUUGGCCAUUAGAGUAAGGAGCGGCGGCCACAGCUAUGAAGGCUUAUCCUACACCGCGGGACAGCACACACCCUUCGCGGUCAUCGACUUGAUGAACCUGAACCGGGUCUGGAUCAAUUCCGGCUCGUCCACAGCCUGGGCCGAGUCGGGCGCUACACUGGGCGAGAUAUACUACGCUGUGGCCCGGUCCAACCGGUCCCUCGCCUUUUCUGCCGGCUCCUGCUCGACUGUCGGCAGCGGUGGCCUCAUCUCCGGAGGCGGCUUCGGCUUCCUCUCUCGGAAGUACGGCCUCGCCGCCGAUAACGUCUUGGACGCGGUUCUCAUCGACCCGGCCGGUCGAGCUCUGGACCGGAAAGCGAUGGGCGAGGACGUCUUCUGGGCCAUCCGGGGCGGCGGUGGCGGAAGCUGGGGGGCGGUCUACGCGUGGAAGCUCCGGCUCGUCCCGGUCCCGGACCCGGUCACCUUGUGCUCCAUCAACCGGCCCGGCUCGAUCAGGCAAGUUGCCGAGUUGACUCACAAGUGGCAGUACGUGGCCCCCAAUCUCCCGGACGAGUUCUAUCUCUCCACGUACAUCCAAGGGUCAACGAGUGGCAACCUCACCAACUCGUUCUCGGGCCUAUUUCUCGGCCCUAAUGGAACGGCAAUUCGCAUCCUGCGCCAACGAUUCCCCGAGUUGGCCGUAUCAGAAUCGGAGUGCAGCGAGAUGAGUUGGAUCGAAUCGGCGGCCCAGUUGGCAAAUAUAAACUCCGUCUCCGAUCUACUGAACCGCAAACCGCGCGCGAAGUCGUACUUCAAGGCCAAGUCGGACUACGUGAGGGCCCCAAUCCCAAUGGAUGGUCUGAUCACAGCCAUUGAUUUGUUAUCCAAGCAGCCAAAAGCGUACGUUAUUUUUGAUCCUUACGGUGGAGAGAUGGGCAGGAUAGCGAGCGGUGAUCUGCCGUUCCCUCACCGGGGUGGGAAUUUGUAUGGGAUCCAGUACAUGAUCGAGUGGAAAAAGGGAGAGGAUGGAAUGGCGUACGUGGCAUGGAUACGGAGGCUCUACGGGUACAUGGGACGGUUCGUUUCGAAGAACCCCCGGGCGGCGUACGUGAAUUAUGUGGACCUUGAUCUUGGGACCAUUGAAUGGACCACAGGAAGUGGUGGGUCCUGGGACGCGGUGGGUGUGGCGCGGGCGUGGGGUGAACCGUAUUUCUUGGGGAACUACGAUCGGUUGGUGAGGGCCAAGACGGAAAUUGAUCCGGAUAAUGUGUUCAGAAACGAGCAGAGCAUUCCUCCUUUGCCAAAAGAAGGUUCUUAAAGUAAUAUUAUUCCUUAAUAUUCAUACCUUGCACUGGUAGAUUGAGGUGCCUAUUAAGUCCUCAAAAAUAAAAAUUAAUUCAAAAUCUUACUCAAGAAUGUUUUCUGAUCAAUGUACCUCAAUUUGCAUGUCCUUUUGAGCAUUUGUAUGUGUUGUAUCAAAUAAGUCUGCAAGGCUAUUGUGUUAUACUUGUUAAUUCUUUUUGGUACUGAUUCCUUUAAUUUUGUGGAUUGCUAAAAAGUCUCUG
Elaeis guineensis (African oil palm) is the source of this 1975-nucleotide messenger RNA. Its product is annotated as berberine bridge enzyme-like D-2. Gene Ontology annotation, molecular function: FAD binding; oxidoreductase activity. The record is from RefSeq and is a predicted model, not a curated record. NCBI's taxonomy places the organism in Eukaryota, Viridiplantae, Streptophyta, Magnoliopsida, Arecales, Arecaceae.